CAUCGACAUGUCAGGCCUGAAGAUCCCGGAAAGUGGGAAGAAACAAGGAAGUGUAGUUAGCAAACAGCAGGCAAAGUACAAGCUAACCUACACCAGUGGAUUUGUUUGUCUGUUAAACCCUCAGACACUGUUUGUCCAUUUAACGUUAUAGCAAAAUGCCUGAAAGACAGAUACCGAGGAUACAAGCCAUUAACACCAGUGCUAGUGAUGGACUAGAAGGGUUCAAGGCACAUGCUGUGUUCCAGGAAAUCAACAAGAAGCUUCAGGAGGAGGGGGAGCAGUUUGUGAAAAAGAUCGGGGGAGUGUUUGCCUUUAAAGUGAAGGAUGGCCCGAAUGGACAGGAUGCAACUUGGUUCGUGGAUGUGAAGAACGGCAAAGGCUGUGUUCACAAUGACACAGCUAAGAAAGCAGAUUGCACCAUUUCCAUGUCGGAUACAGAUUUGUUAGCCUUGAUGACGGGGAAGAUGAACCCACAGACUGCGUUUUUCCAGGGCAAGCUGAAGAUUACAGGAAACAUGGGACUGGCCAUGAAGCUUCAAAGCCUGCAGCUGCAGCCAGGCAAAGCCAAGCUGUAGAUGAAACAUUGAAGCUAUCAUAACAACACCUCAGAACACUGAAUAGAGUAAACCAUGAAGAAUUUAACAGCAAGUCUGGUUUCAGAUAAACGUUACAGGGUUGUAAACCUUCUCAUCACUGGACUGAACCGCUCCUACUAGUGACCUCACUGAGCAACCAGGGGAUUAGUCAGCAGCCCCCCCAAUCUAACUGGAGAAUAAGAAAGAUGGAUAAUUAAUUCUCUUUAGAAGUCCCUGUCUGCAGGCCCUCUCAUGUCAGUAAUCUAGAGUAGAGACAGGUGUUCCUAAUUUGUGAUACUAAUUCCGUUUAUGUCCACUUUUCAGUACAUUUCCAAUAUACUUUGCUAAUCAAAUCUUUAAGUCUAUUAUGUCUGGAAAUGUUUUGAGUAGAGCAGGUUGAUGUCAUUUUCCACAGUCAUGGACACAACAGUCUAAGUGCCUCCUUGUCUCAGAUUUGCAGUUUUAGCCAACAACGCAGAAAUGUUUUUCACUGUGGCCACCUAACGUUUUAAUGGAGGGGGUUGUAAUUUUGGGCCGUGCUAUCAUUAUUGUAUGAAUCUCUAAAAGAUAUCUACUAAAUAAAUUUGUCUGUGCUGCAAUGUCCA
Molecule: messenger RNA, 1180 nt
Organism: Xiphias gladius (swordfish)
Lineage: Eukaryota; Metazoa; Chordata; Actinopteri; Istiophoriformes; Xiphiidae
Gene: scp2b
Product: sterol carrier protein 2b
Exons: 5
Coding region: 156-575 (139 amino acids)
Cellular component (GO): cytosol
Source: RefSeq, a predicted model, not a curated record